AUGUUGAUCAAGGUGCGGACGUUGACCGGAAAGGAGAUUGAGCUCGACAUCGAGAACGAGUACAAGGCGUGUGCUCCCUCCAUGAUACUUUCUUGUCGAAUAAAGGAGAAGGUCGAGGAGAAGGAGGGCAUCCCCCCAGUUCAGCAGAGACUGAUCUAUGGCGGCAAGCAAAUGGUUGACGACAAGUCCGCAUCCGAGUACGGCCUCGAGGCUGGUGCUACGCUGCACUUGGUCCUUGCCCUGCGCGGGGGCAUCUGA
Colletotrichum higginsianum IMI 349063 is the source of this 258-nucleotide messenger RNA. RefSeq names its product Ubiquitin-like protein 1. The coding region runs from base 1 to 258 and encodes 85 amino acids. Gene Ontology annotation, biological process: regulation of proteolysis; modification-dependent protein catabolic process; protein neddylation. The transcript has 4 exons. Gene Ontology annotation, molecular function: ubiquitin protein ligase binding; protein tag activity. The record is from RefSeq and is a predicted model, not a curated record. Gene Ontology annotation, cellular component: cytoplasm; nucleus. Lineage: Eukaryota; Fungi; Ascomycota; Sordariomycetes; Glomerellales; Glomerellaceae.